Bactrocera dorsalis (oriental fruit fly) is the source of this 1265-nucleotide messenger RNA. Its product is annotated as tricarboxylate transport protein, mitochondrial. Gene Ontology annotation, biological process: mitochondrial citrate transmembrane transport. The coding region runs from base 165 to 1061 and encodes 298 amino acids. Lineage: Eukaryota; Metazoa; Arthropoda; Insecta; Diptera; Tephritidae. The record is from RefSeq and is a predicted model, not a curated record. The transcript is spliced from 4 exons.
UAGAUAAUAGUAAAACUCUACUGUGAUAACAAAUAUAAUGUUAUAAAUGGUCCUAUGGAUUAUCACUAUUACACUCCUAAAAUUAUAUAAGUAAAUUAUGAAAUGAAGUAUUAGUAAAAAAAUUUCGACAACUUCAAAAAUAAGUGAAUUUAUUAUGCAUUUCAAUGGGUGAUAAAGGAUGGAAAAGUGUUUUAUGCGGAGGCAUGGCUGGUGGUACUGACGUACUUAUUACAUUUCCCACAGAAUACAUAAAAACACAACUGCAAUUAGAUGAAAAAGGUGACAAAAAGAAAUAUAGCGGGGUGAUAGAUUGCUUUAGGAAAACUACAAAACAAUAUGGUGUUUUAGGGCUAUAUCGUGGAAUGAGCACAUUGCUUUAUGGAAGCAUGCCAAAAACUGCCGUAUGCUUUGGAUCCUUUGAAUUUUUCAAGUCACAUCUUGUUGACGAAAAGAAGUCGCUCUCAACAUUUAAUAGCUUCUUAUGUGGUUUGGGCUCCGGAAUAGUGGAAUCCAUACUUGUGACAACACCAAUGGAAACUUUGAAAGUCAAACUUAUAAAUGAUCGGCGUAGUGAGAAACCAAAAUUUCAUGGAAUGUUUCAUGCUGCACGUCUCAUUAUAAAAACAGAAGGUUUUCAUGGCAUUUACAUGGGUCUUACACCGACGUUGCUUCGACAGUGUUCAAAUCAUGCAAUACGAUUCCCUAUAAUGGAAACAUUUAAAAAUUUCUAUAAAGGUGAUGACCCAACUCGGAAGCCGCCUAAAUGGAUGAUAGCUAUGGUGGGAUUUAUGGCCGGCGGUACUGCUGUGCUUGCCAAUACUCCCGUUGAUACAUUAAAAACACGCAUGCAGGGCUUGGAAGCGUCUAAAUAUAAAAACAUAUUCGAUUGCAUCUUGAAAAUAUCUCGUAACGAGGGAGUAUUAGCACUCUAUAAAGGCAUGGUGCCACGACUAAUACGUUUAUCUCUACAAGCUAGCGUAAUUUUUACACUUUACGAUGUAUAUAUGGAAGCUUUUGAUGCAUUGGAAGAAAUGUUGAAAGGAAACAGAGGGAAAAGUUGAUUAGGUGUUGACUUUAAUUUUGAGUUCCAACCGAUGUUGGACCUGCUGUAAUAUAUUUGUGUUGUUUAAUGGUUAGAAUAUUGCGAGAUUAUAUUGUUUGAAUACUCAAACAGUGGUUUGCUGAAUUCAUUUAGUGCUAAAAAAAUUAAAAAUAAAUGUCAAAUUUAAUUUUUGGAUAUACACAAAGCUGUAGCUUUUGAUAAC